GAGUCAGCGCGCUGACGUCCGACGCUCCAGGUACUUUCCCCGCGGACGGCCCGGACAGGCGUGGGGGCGGGGCGGCGAGCGGAGCGCGCAUGCGCCGCAGCGCCAGCGCUCUCCCCGGAUCCUGAGGGGCCUGAGCCUCUCCGCCGGCGCAGGCUCCGCUCGCGCCAGCUCGCUCCCGCCGCCAUGUCUUCUACCAUCGAGCGGGAGUUUGAGGAGCUGGAUGCUCAGAAUCGCUGGCAGCAGUUGUACCUGGAAAUUCGCAAUGAAUCCCAUGACUAUCCUCAUAGAGUGGCCAAGUUUCCAGAAAACAGAAAUCGAAACAGAUACAGAGAUGUAAGCCCCUAUGAUCACAGUCGUGUUAAACUGCAAAAUGCUGAAAAUGAUUAUAUUAACGCCAGCUUAGUUGACAUAGAAGAGGCACAAAGGAGUUACAUCUUAACACAGGGUCCACUUCCUAAUACAUGUUGUCAUUUCUGGCUCAUGAUUUGGCAGCAAAAGACCAAAGCAGUUGUCAUGCUAAACCGAGUUGUGGAGAAAGAAUCGGUUAAAUGUGCACAGUACUGGCCAACAAAAGACGACCGAGAGAUGCUGUAUAAAGAAACAGGAUUCAGUGUGAAGUUCUUGUCAGAAGAUGUGAAGUCAUAUUAUACAGUACAUCUACUGCAGUUAGAAAAUAUCAAUAGUGGUGAAACCAGAACAAUAUCUCACUUUCAUUAUACUACCUGGCCAGAUUUUGGAGUCCCUGAAUCACCAGCUUCAUUUCUCAAUUUCUUAUUUAAAGUGAGAGAAUCUGGUUCCUUGAAUCCUGAACAUGGGCCUGCAGUGAUCCACUGUAGUGCAGGCAUUGGGCGGUCAGGCACCUUUUCUCUCGUAGACACCUGUCUUAUUCUGAUGGAAAAAGGUGAUGAUAUUAACAUUAAACAACUGUUACUGAAUAUGAGAAAAUAUCGAAUGGGACUUAUUCAGACACCAGAUCAACUCAGAUUUUCGUAUAUGACUAUAAUAGAAGGAGCAAAAUUUAUAAAGGGAGAUUCAAAUAUACAGAAACGGUGGAAAGAACUUUCUAAGGAAGACUUAUGUCCUGCUUUUGAUCAUUCACCAACCAAAAUAAUGACUGAAAAAUAUAAUGGGAACAGGAUAGGCCUAGAAGAAGAAAAACAGGCAGGUGACAGAUACACAGAACUAUCCUCUAAAAUGCAAGAUACUAUGGAGGAGAACAGCGAGAGUGUUCUACGGAAACGUAUUCGAGAGGACAGAAAAGCUAACACGGCUCAGAAGGUGCAGCAGAUGAAACAGAGGCUAAAUGAGACUGAACGAAAAAGAAAAAGGUGGUUAUAUUGGCAACCUAUUCUCACUAAGAUGGGGUUUGUGUCAGUCAUUUUGGUUGGCGCUUUUGUUGGCUGGACACUGUUUUUUCAGCAAAACGUUCUAUAAAUAAAAAAUUAAUUCUGCCCAGCAAGCUUCUGCACUAGUAGCUGACAGUGUGGUGUUAAUCACAACAGUUUGUCUGUUAGCAAACUCCUCAUACCCAAAAACGGUGCAGUAGAAUAGACACCAACCAGAUAAGUGACAUAUUCAGUCCCCAGCGCAACAUCUCAGGGCGCUGCCCCCAGACUGUAAAUGGCUAUCUAAAAUAAAGACUUUAAUGCUUGUUAAAAACUGGUACAUUUUGCAACUGUAUUCGUAUAUGUUAAGCGUAAAAUUUCACUUGACGAGAUUGAGAAAUCCUUUAUCAGAAGGAUUUGUUUUUGGAGGCUGUCUGGAUUUUGACCUGCACUUGAUAUAAGCAAUAAAUAUCAUGGUUUUAUCUAAAUUAUUACUGGAAAGAAAAUGACCUUUAAUGUGUGUAAUGUAUAAUGUACUAUUGAUAUGGGCAUCAACAUUUUAUAUUCUUAACCAUUUCAGGGUAAAUAUAUUUUAUAAGUACCUAUUUAAUCUUACUUUUGUAGUUAAAUGUACUUUUUAAAAGCUCAAUUUGCAAAAUCUGUUACCAUAAAAAAUAAAUUGUAUGUUGACUCAGUUGUACUGGAUGCAUUUUCCUACAAGAAGUUUGAUAUGAGCAGUUAGAUCUCUGAAUAAGCAAUUUUUACUAUAUAUUUGCAUUUCUUUUAUGUUUUACAGUUUUCCCAAUUUUAAAAAGAAAAGCAAACAAACAAAUAUUUUCCUUAAAAAUAUCUUUGAAGGAAAAUCCUCCUUACUGACGUAGUCAGGUAACAGUUGAUCAAGACUUUGUAAAGAAAUCGGUUUCUAUAAAGCCCAUUAUUAAUACCAUUUAUUUUUCAUGAAAAUUUCAGUGUAAUUACCGUAAUUUAUAAUUGGGGUAAAUCAUGAUUUGGGUAAUAAAAAUAAGGAGCAGCAUUUUAUUAUCCAUGAUUUCAGUUUACUAGACUGAAGUUUUGAAGUAAAAAUUUUUUCAAGUUCUUUCUACUUCAAUAAAUAGUAUGAUGAUGUACGAACCUUACAUUGUCCCUUUAACUUCUUAAUGCGUAUUUUUAAAGCCUAUUGUUUAAUGAAUUUAACUGCUCAUUUGAGUGCUAGCUUUCGUCAGAUUCCAGCAUUUCUUUCAGUGUUUAACUUGUUUAACUUAAACUUUAAAUAGUUGUUAUAAAUUUAAUUGCUGAAAUAAUGAAAUCACAUUAUUUCACUGGUUUUCAAACUAUGCUCAUGGGAUUUCUAAGGGGUCGCCAAGAGGUGGUAGGAAGGACUCCAAGUUUUCAACCCUUACUUUUAACCAGACCAUCUCUGCUUUAUCUAUUUUAUAUACUACAUAAGAUUUCUGCAUGAGGUUUAAUUAUUUUAAAAGUGCAGUUAUAAUUUAAAAAACAGUUUGAAAACCAUUGGUAUAGAUAGGUAUCUUGAAUUGAUUUGAGUAGCCUUCUUGAAUGUGUUAAAUUAUGCUGAAAGUAUGAAAGCAGGAUGUAGGUGGUACUACACAUUAAAUAAGAUUUGUAUAACUUGUGCCUGUGUCCUAAUUCAGUAUUACUGUGUCCUGUAACCUUUAAAUGGAGAGGAGGUAAGAGGGACGUUUUCUUAUGUCUGUCUGCGUUAAACCUAUGCUCAGGCAGCAAACCCUAACAUUUUAGGUCAUUAUUGGUUUAAAGUCUUUCUUUCCAAUUUACCUUGAUUUAUCUUUGCUAGAAUACAGUAUAUUACUUUGCAAGUCAAAUAUGAAUAGACCAUAUUAAACUUCCAAUUGAAGAUAGCCUUCCUUUAAACAAAAAGGUAAAGACUUCUUAUACAAAGCAAAUGCCGACAAUGAUGCACACUGCCCCUUUGCUGGGUAAAUGCGCUUCAUUGGAUUCGCUAUUCCCGCUUUGCUUUUUGUCUGCUCUCUGUCCUUCUGGAUGGCAUCUGUUGUAAUAUAUUUUUCAAUCAUAUUCAGCAUAGUGAACACUUGCUGGACUUCUGCAAGGGUUAGUCAUCUUUCCUCCUUCAAGCAGAUCCUUGAGGAUAAUGUGUUAAGUUUUUACCAUUAAUAAUAUUUUUGGUGGGUGCAAUGUACUAAUUAUUGAAAAUAUAUGGCAACGUGCUGUGGUGCCCACGGUCAUCGUCCUGACCCUUUAUUAAAUGAGGUAUGCUACUAGGAGAGGAGGACACAGCUAUCAUUCUUGCCUUCUCAGGUGACGAGCAGAGGAAAAGUUGGUAAUCCUUGACGGGUUCUGCAGCUUUAUAAAAUUUGUGUAUCCUUAGGUCUUCAUCAUAUUUUCUAAUUAUAACAAAUUUUAAAAGUCAGUUGUGUAGUUUGACUUUGAGGUAGUAUUUUUUAAAUAAGUUAAGGAGGAAAAAAAGAUUUUUUUAAAAACCAGAGGCUUUUAUUAUUUUAAGAAAGAAUAUUUACAUUAAUAUCGACUUCAUUUAUGUUCAUAUCUAUCCCUGCUAAUAAACUGACAGCAACUUUUGAUUUAAUGCCAUCUUUUCUGGCUACACCAACUGGUUAUAUAUUCGUUUCCAAGUUUACCCAAGUAUUUCAUGCUGUCCCACUACUCAUUUUUAGAUAUGCUUGCACGUAUAUAAUAUGUAAAAAUAUGAUUCUCUAUAUUUAGUUUAUCCAUAUAUAAAAUAAAAAUAAUACCCUUUUCCUGAAUUCUUGGGUUAAAAAAAGUAAUAUGUUAAAGUGCAUAGAGAACUUUAGAACAAUAUAAAGACCAUUUCUCAUGUUUAGAGGAUAUUUUAUGUGUUUGCUCUGUCAUUUUCCUCUUCUAUCUUUUUGGUUCAUUUCACUAUGUAUUACUAUUUCUACCAAGGAAUGAACAAAAAAAAGAGAAAGAAAGUGAAAACUUGUUAAUUUUUUUUUAAAUAGCUCUGCUUAACAGGUAUGUCAGAGGAAGGAGUUGUGACUCUUAACUUUAUGUACACUUCUGCUUGUUCCUUUGUUUUAAAUAAAUUAGAAUUGAUGGUAUGAAUCAAAAAAGAUGUAUCAGUUUAAAAAGUAGUUUAUAACGUGGAGCAGUCCUCCAGUUUUUACAUCAAUUCCUUCUUUGCUUUCAGCAUCAGUUUACAGUGAUGGUUGCUACCAUUUACUGAUCGUUUCCUAUUUGCCAAGCACUGUGCUAAGCAGUUUUCAUAUAUUAUCCUAUUUAAUCCUCACAACAAACUUUUGAGGUAGGUGGUGUUAUUAUUAAGCCAUAAUCAACCUGAGACUUGAUACUUCUAUAUUCUUUUAUGGUGCUACCAUUGAAAAGUCUCAUAUAUAUAGUAUAUUUUAGAAUUAGAUAAUUCUUAGAGAAAGACUUACCUUCUGCAAGUCAUUUCCCUCUUAGAAAAAUAUCUCUGACUAGAUUCUAUAUUAAUAGACACAGGCCAGAACCUGAUUAUAUUAGAAAUAUUUUUAUGAAUCAUUAUAUACUCUAUUUUAAUGAGUACUUAGAUUUGCAAAGUGCCUGCCUGGUUAUUGUACAGAUUUUAAAAUCUAGUCUGCCUUGAUUUUUACAUUCAGAUACAAAUCAUCUAGAGAUUUUUCUUAAGUAUAGUCUAUUAUCAUCUAAUGCCGUUAUGUAUAGCGUCCAUUUCUUCCCAUGUUCAGGCAGGAGCCUAGGAAUCACACCUUCUGUAAGCAUUGAUUUAUUUUUUCGUCUCAUGGGCCCACGUGAGUUUGUCAGUGGGGUAGAGAACAUGGACCAAGAGCGUGAU
Molecule: messenger RNA, 5130 nt
Organism: Equus quagga
Lineage: Eukaryota; Metazoa; Chordata; Mammalia; Perissodactyla; Equidae
Gene: PTPN2
Product: protein tyrosine phosphatase non-receptor type 2
Exons: 9
Coding region: 184-1434 (416 amino acids)
Biological process (GO): protein dephosphorylation
Molecular function (GO): protein tyrosine phosphatase activity
Source: RefSeq, a predicted model, not a curated record